AUGCCAGCAGUUUUCAUCUUGCUGCGGUCCCUGGUUAUCAGGCUCCUCAGUAGCAGACUGGCAAGCUCAGUGGCACAGUUCCUCAGAAGAAGCCUCUCUACAGGCGCUGCCCACCUUGGCACAGCGCUGCGCCACGUCUGGGACCGUGUUCGAUCCCAGGAGUCCAAGGAAGCCAUCCUGGGCUGUGUGAUGUGCAUUCUCAAUAUGCACAAGAAGGUGGAGAACUGAGCUCUCCCGACACGUUCAGUUAAACUCUUCACUCGCCUGUUGAACAGA
Molecule: messenger RNA, 276 nt
Organism: Scomber japonicus (chub mackerel)
Lineage: Eukaryota; Metazoa; Chordata; Actinopteri; Scombriformes; Scombridae
Product: protein myomixer-like
Exons: 1
Coding region: 1-228 (75 amino acids)
Source: RefSeq, a predicted model, not a curated record